Boeremia exigua is the source of this 1242-nucleotide messenger RNA. RefSeq lists its product as uncharacterized. The transcript is spliced from 2 exons. Lineage: Eukaryota; Fungi; Ascomycota; Dothideomycetes; Pleosporales; Didymellaceae. The record is from RefSeq and is a predicted model, not a curated record. Bases 1 to 1242 code for a protein of 413 amino acids.
AUGGCGGCAGCAGCUGGCUUCAGCACAAUGAUGUCUGACUCUCGCCUUUGGCCAGGAAAUUCGCCCGCAGCAGUCUCCUCAGUCUCUCGGUGCUUGACAACCUAUGGAGCCUCCGCGCCUCCUUGGGGUGCUCCCACUAAUUACUUCACGAGCACCUCGUACGCGUACAGGACCAAAACGGAAGUCUUGACACCAAAGCCAUUCACUACGAGCGUCUCAGCUACAUCCACAUACACGGAAAUCGAAACCGCACCUAACAACUUGACCAAGACAAUCUAUACUGAUACGUACACUUGGACCAAUUACAUCACAACCACCGAAGUUGUUUCUUCGACCUCCACCAUCACAACGUCCGUGCUUUCAACAACCAUCGUGCCUACACCAUACGGAUUCACCCCAGUUGCGGCUAUUCAUCCAGAGGCCACACAGCACGUGGACGAUUGGGCUGAUCGGGAGAACUGGAGCGUCGAAGAUACCUACUGGCAGGACGAGGGAUCCGAGCCAUGGGCCAUUCCCCUCGAUCUUUCACAGCCCAAACUUUUCGAUAGCCUAGAGGCUGCACCCAUUGGUGGUGAAGCUCAGAGCAGUGCAGGGUAUACCAAACCUUCUGAUCAAGUCUCAAAAGUCGAUUGCUUAGUCACCAUGGUCAACAUCUACGACUCAGGCACCUCUACCUCUAAAUCCUACGUAGUACCCUCAACAUACACUCGCACAAAGUACGUGACGACCGAAACCACUACAACAACCGUGACUACCAAGAUCUCGCCCACAGAGUCUGCAUACACCUUCUCGAUGGCCUCCGGUCUGGAAAUCCGCUCAUUGUACACCGAGACAAGCACCAACACCGAAACCACCACAACCACUGAAUACCCAUCAUCAACGACCUCAGUCUACGCCGCAUGCGCCACAGACAACGUCGUAAACUCCUACAACGACUACCCGCUGUACAGGCUCGCAGACGACUGGUACAGCAAGAACCUGACCAUCAUCCGCUCUGACUGGAGCGAGAUCACCAACGCAACGGCCUGCUGUGGCGUCGCUGCCACAGAGCCUAAUGCUAUCUUCUUCAAGUACGAUGGUCAGUGUGAAGUGUUCCUGGCUGAGGAUGUGGGCUAUGGGCACAAUGCGAGUGAGAAAAUCGAUGUCGAGAUGUUGUACGAGCCCAGGGAGAACGGAUGGUGGGGCCCUACUGUUGGAAACGGGCCGCGGGGAAGUAUCAGCUUCUCCUCUCUGUGGUUGUGA